UCCUCACAAAUACACGCGCACAUAGUCAAUUAUAAUAUACAACCUCCGUGCAGGACAGGCUAAACGAACGCAUACCUGUGCCAGAUUUAAACGUGAAUAAAAAAAUAAAUUAAAAAAAUAAAGUCAUAAAUAAUUUUCCCGCGGAAUGCAGUGAGGUGCGCGUCGUGUGUCGAGUGUAUUUAAUUGUCGCGACGAAUUAUUAUAAUUUAAUUGUUAUACGAUACUUACUGUUAAUUAUUAUUAAAUAAUAUUGUUAUUAUAUGUCGCGAGUGUGCCCCGCGACCGCGUGUGACACUGUGGGAUAAUAUCGUGACCUCUGCUCGCGGGACAACAUGAUAUCGCGUCGGAGAGCGGUGCUGGCACUGCUAGUGUGUCUGGCGGCAGCUCGCGGCGCCGAGCAGGAGGCGGCCGGCGACGGACUGGUGCAGACUGAGGCGGAGACAGACCUCGUCGCGGAGGCCACGCAGACAGGUCCGGCCCAGAAGCGCGAGGCAGUCCUAUCGAACUCGUACGGCGAGCCGCUGCCGGCCGACGCGUACGGACCGCCGGUACAUAUACCCGACACUGUUCCAGAUCUCCCGCAAGGCUCCCCGGCGCCAGUGUACGGAGUCCCCGACGUGGUAGUGUUCCCCCCUUCAGGCCCCUCCCCUCCACCUCAGCCCGCCGGCACCUACGGCCCCCCUGCACCCGUGUCAUUCCCCAGCCAAGUAUACCACGGGCCCCCACCGCCAGUGCAGAGACCUAAACCAGUAUACGGGCCUCCGAAACCUGUAUAUGGGCCCCCGAAACCUGUUUACGGACCUCCAAAACCUGUGUACGGGCCCCCAAAGUUCAACCCACCUAAGAAGACUUACGGCCCACCUAAGUUGAGCCUGCCUAAGCCUACAUAUGGAGUGCCGUUCAAGCCGCCGAAGAUUACGUUGCACAAGCCGCUGUUCUCUGCGCCCAAACCAGUAUACGGACCUCCUAAACCAGUGUAUGGGCCCCCUAAACCUGUAUACGGGCCCCCACCAGUCCGCGACACCCCUGCAUUGCCUUUACCCGAGCUCCCUCAGGUCUCCCUCCCUCCUAUAAACAGCAACAACCUGGACCUGGGUCUUAAUCUCCCCGCACCAAUCUACGGAACUCCGCUACUCUCCCUUCCAGUAGACCUGAAGCCUAACUUCCCUCUCCCGACCGACACGUACGGUCCUCCCGGUCACUCCUUGGGUCCCAACGACCAGUUAUUACUACAGAAUAUUGGUAGUGUAGGUCAUUACGGACCUCCCCAGCCGGACCCGAACCCACGACCUCCCCACCCUGGCGUCCCUGCUCCUCCCACUCCUCCUCACGUGUUGUAUGAUGGAUGGAAACCAAUCCCUGGAGUAUCUCUACCAAACGGCCCCGCCGGACACAUCGCCCAGCAAUACGGACCACCAGUACAAGACCUGCAUAUCAACUUAGAACAGAAUCUACCGAGCCCUGACUUUCAUCACCAGUUCUCUUCCACCCACCAACAGCAAGGCGCUGUGAUUUCAUCAGGGUACUCGAACGUACAUCAAGAUGCUUUAGCCAACAUCGACCUACACGCUAUUUUAGGCGGAGAGACCAAUCACAUAGCUCCUUCAGACACAGUAUUCGAGGCGCACUAUACAGAGGGAGACUCGGCGAGGCAGCACGGAGGUAAGGGACUAGUCGCGCCGUCAGGUCAGUACGGAGUGCCGCCCGGCGGCCAGUACGGAGCGCCGCCGCCCGUCCCCGGGCUGCCGCUGGGCUACGGGCAGCAGUCGGGCGGCGGGCACGCGGGCGGCGCGGCGCCGCGCGCGCCCCCCCGCGCCGUGUUCCAGCACAUCGCCGCCACCACCGCACACAACGACGCGCACGGCACGCAGCUGGCCGUGCCCGGCGCGCACUACCUGCCCCCCCCCAUCGCGCACAGCGUGGCGCUGUCCAUCGAGCCCGGCCGCAUAUACAGCGUGCCCGCCUCGUACGGCUCCCCGGUGGACUCGUACAGCGCGCCGCUCCUGACGGUGGCCGGGGACCACGUCACGUCGGGCUCCAGCACCGACGCCGUCACGUCCACCGUCGACGGAACCGUGCUGGCCAACCUGUCCGCGCUGUCCAACUUGGACGCGGCCGCCAUAUUGAAGCACUGUCCCUACCACGAGGCCAUACUGAAGGCUGCCCAGUCUGGCAACACUAUACCGCACGAGCUGGCAACGAGCUACGUGAACAGUCUCAGUAGUCUCGGCUCCACCCUGAGCGAGCACAGCAAGAGAGAGAACAAAGACACGUUCAACGUACACAAGAGCAAGUCUAUCAAGGAGAAACACACGCGCGCCGAGCAACUACAACAAGUCAGCAAACAGAUACAGGAGACUCAGGACAGGAUCCGAACCCUGAACCAACAGGCGCAGCAACUGCACCAGAAGAUCACCUCCACCGGACAGUCCAUCGGGUCUGACAUACCCCAGAGUGCUUCAGGAGCUUCGUACUCCGUGCAGAUACAACCUUCAAACGGCGGCAAGCCGUCCGUGCCUCACGAGCAACUAUUGUCUGAAGGGUUACUGCAGAGUAUACUGCAAGCCAUCGACGACCCCAGCAAGGCGCCGCAACUUGCGCAACAACAACAACAAGCUGCGCAACAACAAAUUGUUCAACAACAAAUUGCUCAACAGAACAUAGUGCAACAACAAAGACAGCAGCAAAAUGUUGCACAGCAGCAAAUACAACAACAAAAUGUUGUACAGCAAAAUGUCGCGCAGCAUAAUAUCGCGCAACAAAAUGUCGCGCAGCCUCCUCAGUUGUCUCAGCAACAAAGUCUGCCUUUACUACACUCCGCUCACUCGUUCAACUCCAACACUCGCGCUGAGUCAUUCACGGACGGCAUCGUGCUCCCGGCGGGAUACGAACCUGUAGACCGGUCACACGACCAGCAGACACAGGCCACUGAGCAGCACUCAGUCAGCGACUGCGACCUGAAGGCGGCCGCCUCCACGCGCACCGAGACCGUAGUACCACCGCCAGCGCCCACUGUACAGGCAGUCAGUCGGGGAGAUAUACCCAGCGACACGGACAGCGCCAGUGCAGCCAGCGAGGACAAUGAGGUCGCUCUGUACUUCGGAGACAAUGCAGCGCCAGUCACUGAGAUCUCAGUCGCCACCAGCAUCAGUGGAGACACGCACUGAGUGAUCAUACACAGCCCGGCCAGUAGUGUGUGUACCGAGACAAGUCGUUCAGUAUGAAGUAAGGAAACAAAGACUGCUUCAGUACAGAGACAGUAGCUGUCGUUAUAGUACAUUGUACGCUUUGUAACGAAGCCAUGUCUUCUGUAACUCGGUCGGCUCUAGACAACCAAUGGCUACUGUCUCUGUACUGAACCAAUCUUUGUUUCCUUGCCUGCAUACUGAAUGACUUGUCUGUAUAUGUGUGUGUGUGUGUGUGUGUGUGUGCGCUAGUCGUCGAGCCAUCGUGUACAAUAUAUCGUUCUACAACGUGUGUCAUAGACUCUAUACCGCCGGGGACACUGAUGACGUCAUUUAAUGUUCUGUAUGAGCACACCGUCUCUCGUGUGCCCGGUAUGAGACACCCGCGGGCACGAGUCACUGCCCGCGUGUGUCGCUAUUAUAUAAUGUAUAAUAAUUUAUAUAUAACUCGUAUAAUUAUAAUGUACUUACCGUAUAAGUCAGUAUUGACGUAAAAAUAAAUUAUUUCAUUUAAUUAGAUUUAAUUAUGGAGCAUACUAUCGCGCUAUGUAUCUAUGUGAAAUGUACAGAGUUGACAUAAAUUAAUACAAAUAGUGUUUACACCACUGUCUAAGCACUGUACUCGUGAACAGCUGGACGGGUUUUCAUAAGAUUAGAUUUAUUGAAUUCGCCACCGUCUUAUAUAGCAGACAAACUAUUGAAGCCAACAACCCAAUGACAAAAUGUCAAUAUUUUUCAUACAUCUUCUAUUGGACAAUACAAUAAAAUAAAAUAGAAUAGUCCGUCAGAGCUCGUUCCAAAGUCUAGAUUCGAAUGUAAAAGAACGAGCUACAAACUCAAACAUUCCUCUUUUUAUCUCAAUCUAUAUCUGAACUGAAUGUCACCUCAAUCCGUCCAGUAGUUCCAGAGCUACAAUGUCUGAUUGUAGACACACAGAUGUGUCCAUCACUCGAUACAAAGCAGCGCGGCGCUGAACUACAAGUUACAUUUAUGUUCAAUUAUAAUAAAUGUCUCAACUUUGUGUUCGUAAAUAUAUUACUGGGUGGAAGUAUUCAUAUCAUGUCAAAACUGAACGGAACUGUUUUCAUCAAAGUCAAAGUCAAAACGGAACUGUUUUGAAGUCAAAAGACAGUCCACUGCUGGACUAUGAGCCUCGUGUACAUAAGAGAGGUGUAUCUCCAAUCUCCACGCUUGGUAAAUGAGUUGGAGAUCGCAGUACAAAAGGUUCAGGUCUAUCAGAGAGCGCUGCUUUGAUGAUAUUAAAAAUUGGUUUCUAAUACAUUAUUAUGGAUAUUGUGUAUAAUGUGUGUACUGAGUGUG
Molecule: messenger RNA, 4505 nt
Organism: Spodoptera litura
Lineage: Eukaryota; Metazoa; Arthropoda; Insecta; Lepidoptera; Noctuidae
Source: RefSeq, a predicted model, not a curated record